This is a messenger RNA of Liolophura sinensis, 1041 nucleotides long. Its product is annotated as mediator of DNA damage checkpoint protein 1-like. The coding region runs from base 1 to 1041 and encodes 346 amino acids. Lineage: Eukaryota; Metazoa; Mollusca; Polyplacophora; Chitonida; Chitonidae. The record is from RefSeq and is a predicted model, not a curated record. The transcript has 2 exons.
AUGGCUCUUUUUCUGGGGGAUUACGACAAUGAGUGGGCUGAGACCCCAUCCUCAGAGGAUGAGGAAUCACCAUGGGAUGAAGACGAAGAACCUUGGACUUGGACUCCCCCGUCCUCCCCACUAAUUGUCAUACCAGAGUCACCAGAACAACAACAACAACCUGAUACGCAAAAUGUAGAACCAACCGAACAACAGCACCAGCUGGAAAAUGCAGAACUAGCCCAACAACGGCCCCAGCUGGAAUCGAACCCCGACCGGGGAAGGCGAGCCGAGCCCUGCGCCUGCGCAGGGUGCGGUCGAGUGAGAGAAGGAGUUAUGGCGACACCCCCCAACACCACCACCACCGACCCACAAUCACCAAACACCCGGGGCGGGCGUGGGCGAGGUAGAUUGUCAGAAUUAAUAACCCUCGCCCGGCAGGGGCGUUUGACCCAACCCAAUAUUAACCGGUUCUUCCGACCGAGGAGUUCCCGAGGGCGAGGCGUCGGGCGGGGGCUACCCCGGCGGCUUGAGCUGGAAGACACAGCCGAAGCGGCGGACGAAGAACGUUCACGUGGGAGUUCGAAUCCAGGACACGGCGAAGGUGAGCGGUUGUCGGAAAGAACACCACCUCCACCACCACCUGGCUGGCUAUCCGCUCGUCGGGGUCGGCCCCGAGUUCACGUCUCACCCCAGCCUCGGGGUGGUGACACCCGCCGUGGGGUUGAAGAACCACCAGUGCCAGAUCCACAGCCAAUACCAGUCGAGCAAGCGGGGGAGGUGAGGCCUGUCAACUCCCAAAAUUACAUUAGCCUAGAGGACAGGCAAGCCUUAGUUGGUCGCACUGAGGCUCGAUUGCAAGCCGACCCUCCCCUGCAGUGGUUUUUAAUCCCUGCGGCGGUGGGAGCAUUACCACUGACGCCAGCUCCGGGGUCGACCCCACCACCACCAGCCGCACCAGCCACACCAACAGCAGCCACACCAACACCAGCGUCAGCAUCACCAGCCAACCCACCAUCACCUGAGAGUGGUGCAGUCUUCCUAACCUUCUACUCCACCUAA